This is a messenger RNA of Rhinocladiella mackenziei CBS 650.93, 1395 nucleotides long. Its product is annotated as dihydropteroate synthase. Bases 1 to 1395 code for a protein of 464 amino acids. NCBI's taxonomy places the organism in Eukaryota, Fungi, Ascomycota, Eurotiomycetes, Chaetothyriales, Herpotrichiellaceae. Gene Ontology annotation, cellular component: mitochondrial envelope. Gene Ontology annotation, biological process: tetrahydrofolate biosynthetic process. The transcript is spliced from 2 exons. The record is from RefSeq and is a predicted model, not a curated record. Gene Ontology annotation, molecular function: 2-amino-4-hydroxy-6-hydroxymethyldihydropteridine diphosphokinase activity; dihydropteroate synthase activity.
AUGAAAUCCCGGGAAAGGCCCAAUAAAGCCGUGGUGGCUUUCGGCAGUAACAUGGGCGACAGGAUUGCACACAUCGAAGCCGCACUGACCAAGAUGAAGAAUGAAAACCUCAAUAUCGUCAAAUUGAGUCCUCUAUAUGAGACCAAGCCCAUGUAUUACGAUGACCAGGAGCCAUUCUUGAACGGCGUCUGCCAAGUGGAGACUCAUCUUGAGCCUCUUCCACUGCUGGACGUUUUGCAAAGCAUUGAGAAUGACCUCGGUCGAAAACGCAUCAUCGACAAGGGGCCACGGACUAUCGAUCUCGAUAUCAUCCUCUACAAUCAUGACCAUAUCAAACACCCCCGUCUUCAGGUUCCACAUAAACUCAUGCUAGAACGAGAGUUCGUAUUGAGACCUCUCGCAGCCAUUCUCCCUCAUGAACGCCUUCCGCCUACGUUUUCCUCAACCAUUCCGAUCGACCAGCAUCUGAAAAAUCUCCCGGAGAAAGAUCGCUCAAUGUCCCCUGUCACCAUUCUAAACUCUCGUCUACCCCUCAUUCGUACUCAUGAUUUCACUCGCAAGACUCAUGUCAUGGCUAUUCUGAAUCUGACACCUGACUCCUUCUCGGAUGGCGGUGUCCAUAAGGCUAAUGACCUGGACAUGAUGAAAUCAACCGUGGGCCAAUUCAUAGCUGCCGGUGCCGACAUCAUUGACAUUGGAGGACAAAGCACACGACCUCGAGCCGAAUAUCUUGGCCCCCGGGAGGAGCUGGAGCGAAUUCUCCCAGUCGUCCGUGCGAUCCGAGAGAUGGAAGAAGCUGACGACGUUGCCCUCAGCAUCGACACCUUUCAUGCCGAUGUGGCUCGAGAAACCAUUCUUGCAGGAGCAGACAUCAUCAACGAUGUGUCGGCCGGGGUCAUGGACCCUCGAAUGCUCCCAACCGUUGCUGAGCUUGGCAAGACCAUCAUUCUUAUGCAUAUGAGAGGCGACCCACACACAAUGACCAAGUUGACGAAUUACCCGGAUGGUGUUGUCAAGGGAGUGGCACGUGAGCUUGAUGGGCGCGUCAAGGCCGCCCGAGAGGCCGGAAUUUUCCCCUGGCGCAUAAUCCUCGACCCGGGGCUCGGUUUCGCCAAAACCCAACAGCAAAAUCUCAGACUCCUCCAAAAUCUAGAAGACCUGCGAAACUUAUUUCACCUUGAUCACUUCCCGUGGCUUAUUGGACCAAGUCGAAAAGGAUUCAUUGGCAAGAUUAGUGGGGUUGAGGAAGCAUCUGGACGAGACUACGGCACCGCCGCCGCGGUGACGGCAAGCAUUGAAGGAGGCGCUGAGAUUGUCCGAAUCCACGAUGUCAGGGAAAUGGUUCAGGUUACAAAGAUGGCGGAUGCUAUCUAUCGUCAACCCACGAGUUCCUGA